AUGGCCGCCAAACCCUCGGCGGCCGCGUUCAACAUCGACCCAAGAGAGGUCGUGGCGGUUGAACACCCCAUGAUCAUCAAGAAUCUCGAUAAUGCGCUCAAGACAUUUGGCACUAACCGGCCAUUUGAACGAAUGAUUGAAUCUGAUGACAUUGAGGAGUGCGUUCCUCUAUAUCUUCGGCGAAAUGACCCGAUGUGUGUGCCGGUAUUGUCAUACCACAGCUUCACAAACAAUGUCCUUCUGAAGAUCACCGUCCCACGACGAACAGGCAGGAAAAGGAAACGUGGUUCUCAAGAUCCAUACGUCGGCCAUUCAGGGGAACACGCAAGUUCCAGCCGGGAUGAUGUGUCUGCCCAGACAAACAUACGAUCCUUAUCGCGAAUGGAUGCCCCCUCCACACUUUCGCAGAGUCUCAGGGACAACAUAGGCAGCUAUAAAAUCGAGCCGGUGGCUCAAAUCAAACAAACCCAUCGGUUUCGAGGCCUUGCCGAUUUUCAUCACUCGACCGACAACACAACCUUCUUACCCCAUUUUCAGGAGACAGCUCUUACAGGUCAAGUUGAUAAAAUCCGUCAAUUUGCGCUGAAACCGGAGAGAGGCUGGAGGAAAAAUGACGAGUUUAUGCCACCUCCCGCAAUGUCGAGUCAGUCGCUGCCCUUUAACUGGGGCUGGCAUCAAAAUCCUCACGUGCAGCCUGAAAUUGAUGAAACGACGGGCAAGGAAGUUCUGAGAAAUCGAUCCAAAGCUAAGAAGGCUAUGGUGGACUAUCUGGCUUAUGAUGCAGCGUCGAUUCCGCAUACCCAUCCAUAUGGGAUGCCCGAGGAUGCGGACCUACAAGCCCUCGUUGGCGAAAUAGAAGCAGUGAUGGAAGAGCGCCCUAUAUGGACACGAAGGGCGUUGACAAACAGAGUUGCAAAUUCGCCCUUUCUCUAUCAGAUUAGACAUGCUUUCCGAUAUGUUGGCUAUCAGUUCAGGGGAGGCCCCUGGCGCGAUGCCAUCAUAAAAUUUGGGGUUGAUCCUCGGAGCGAUAAGAAGUACCGCAGCUACCAAACCAUGUUUUUUAAGCUCUUCGACGAAGAGGAGAAACACACGGGAAGGGUGUGGCAUGAUGUCCGCACCGGCUACUCUGUAUCCAAGAGGAACGCGCACGACAAAAUCAACCAAACCACCCAUCUCUUUGAUGGAAAGUCCCUCACCCUCGAUGGCAAGAUAUUCCAAGUUUGUGAUGUUACAGAUCCUUUACUCGCCCAACUUAUGAGAGAUGCGCCAUACUCGGAUACUUGCGAUCCCCGCUCUGAUGGGUGGUUCGUAAAUGGGGCUUGGGCCAAGAUCAAAGCCAUCAUGAGAACCAAAUUGACAGCUGUGAGGCUGGGAAAGGAGGUCCCUGACGACGCUUUUAAGAUUUCCUUAUCGAUGCCUGAUAUUGUGCCGGGCAGAAAUAGUCGGAAACUUCAUAUACCUGUACCAGAUAUUGGGAUUACGGAGGAGGAGAUGAAGGAGCUGAAGGGCCGAAGUGGCCUGAGUAUCACGCAAAGAAGCAUCAAAAAGAGAAACAACAAGCAAAAGAAGCGCUCGGAGCGUAUUCGACCCAAAAUUUCGAAUAAGGAUUACCAGCCACGAGGGGAAUAUCAAGUAAAGACUGAGAGAUAUAUUGAGCGGAUGAACUCGGUUACCCCCGACGAACGAGCGCGAGUGGCUCUUGAGCAACUGAAACGUACGGGUGUGUUGGGCGAGAAAGGGGUGGUGUCUGUCGCCGGGAAAGCUGACAAGAAGCUCGAUGAAGCGGCUGGGGAGGACAUUGGAAGUGAUCUAGAUGCGGAUGGGGAUGGAGAUGAUGUUGGCGAUUCGGAGAUGUCCAGCGAUAGCCGCGAAGACGACGAGGAUGAGGAGGAUGAGGAGGAUGACGAGGAGAGCGAUGGCGAUGCUGAUUGA
This is a messenger RNA of Venustampulla echinocandica, 1932 nucleotides long. RefSeq lists its product as uncharacterized. NCBI's taxonomy places the organism in Eukaryota, Fungi, Ascomycota, Leotiomycetes, Helotiales, Pleuroascaceae. The record is from RefSeq and is a predicted model, not a curated record. Gene Ontology annotation, biological process: transcription initiation at RNA polymerase III promoter. The coding region runs from base 1 to 1932 and encodes 643 amino acids. The transcript is spliced from 4 exons. Gene Ontology annotation, cellular component: transcription factor TFIIIC complex.